Messenger RNA from Emericellopsis atlantica, 2239 nucleotides. RefSeq names its product homeobox transcription factor. Gene Ontology annotation, biological process: regulation of DNA-templated transcription. Lineage: Eukaryota; Fungi; Ascomycota; Sordariomycetes; Hypocreales; Bionectriaceae. The transcript has 4 exons. Gene Ontology annotation, cellular component: nucleus. The record is from RefSeq and is a predicted model, not a curated record. Bases 308 to 1990 code for a protein of 560 amino acids. Gene Ontology annotation, molecular function: transcription cis-regulatory region binding.
ACGUGAUUGAACGACGCGGCUACCCCUGUCAUGUCAUGCCAUGAACGACCAGCACCCCCAACACCUCCCACCUUUUUGUCUAUAUCCAGUCUUGGGAUGCCGCACGCACUGACGGCAUCUUCCUCUCCAGUCCUCUCUCUGUCCGCACGCGCUCGCUGCUCCACCUCCGCCACUGUCUUUAACAUCUAUCGCGUGUCGUUUCUCUCUCCUUGCUAUAUACAUGUCACCAAGGUCCCGUUGCACGGUGAUCAACACGCUCUCUAUCGUCCGUCUUGUUUCGCUAUACUGUUAGCUGCUCAGCGACGCCAUGUCUACCACACCCGACCUCCAACGCGCUGCCUCACCAACAAUGAACUCUGACCCGGCCGACACAUCCCUCUCGCAGUCGAGCACCGUGGCCAAUGAUGAUUCUCUCCUCUCACUGGACCCAGACACGUCCAUCUCCUCGAUCGACAGCGAAGACAAGCAUCCACGCUCGCGCCGGAAGCGUACCAGUCAACGCGACAGGGCCAUUCUCGAGUCGACGUAUCGCUCCAAUUCGAAACCUGAUAAGACAGCACGGAUGGAGCUAUGUCGACAGACGGAAAUGACGGAGAAGGAGAUCCAGGUUUGGUUCCAGAACCGACGACAGAACGACAGGAGAAAGUCCAAGCCGCUCACACAAGCCGAGCUCGCGAGUCUGCAGUACAGCGGCAUCCGUCCGAUUGGCGGGGAGAACCUCGACGUCAGUCCGCUGAAAGUUGUCCAGGGUCCCUUUGCGGUCACGGACCCGGUCGUGGAUGCGGUAGCUACGCCCGACGGUGGCUCGCCGGCAGGCCAGAACGCUUUCGUGCCGCCGGCGGCGCUGCCCUCCCCCGCCGCGGACGACCAGCACACGAGCCACGUGCGGAGCUGUUCAGACGCAGCAGCGUACCCUCGUCCUAAGCUGCCACCCCAGGAGAGCUUCUCCGCAAGCUUCGGCCCCUCGAGCUCGUUACCUAACGUUGGAUACCUGGCCAACCGUAGGAGGGAAGGCGGUUCCUUCUCUGCACCCUCAUCGCAGACAUCUGGCGGGUACGAGAGCUUCUCGUUUCGAAUGGACAAUGCCAACAGCAGCCCGAACGCUCCGCAUUUGUAUAGCGGCAGCGCCUCGCAGGUCCGCCUGUCCUUCUCGUUGGACGGGAAAGCAGAGCUCAUCCCUCACGGUGCUGAGCAGCAACGCAACACUUCACAGGAGAGGUCACCUUUGCAGCCAGCUCUGCAGCGCAGCCAGAGCGCGUACACCACGCGUCCCAGCCUGCCGCCUCUGUCGUCCAUCCUCCCACAGCUCAGCGCGCCUCGCCUCCAACGCGGCCGCUCGCGCAAUGCCUCUGCGUGGGAAAGCUGUGCGACGAGCGAGACGCGCGACGAGCUCACAAAGAUGGCCGAGCACGAGUCCAUUGGCUCGGCUGCCGCGUCCAUCAGCCUGAUCAGGUCGACCAGCAGCAGUGCGCUGCAACCAAGCAACGGGAACAAGAGGAACUCGUCCCUCAAGGGGCCACUCCAGCAGGCCAAGAGGACCAAGUUGAGUCGCACAACGUCAAGCAUCGCCAAGCUCGGCGGCAGCGGCAACACGAAGCCGCCUGGCAGUACCAUGUCCGUGGUUUCCGCGAUAGACUCGGACAAGGAGAACUUGAGCCCGGAUGAGGACGGCAAUCCGCGACUCGAGCAGCACCCACGCAGACGACCCCUUCCCUCCGCCACGACCACGACCACGACCACGACGACCACGACCACCAAGAGCCGACGUGUGCUAGAAGAUGCGAAAGGCGGGGCGACAAUGCUGAAUCAUCGUGCGAGCACCGCGCCUGUGAGACGGGGCAAGCACUCGCAGGUCGUCGAGAUCUUCCAGGAUGGCGAGGAUCCAGAGGUGGAGCGGUUCAUGUCGCGCAGCAGCGUGAGCCCGAGCAAGAAGGACCAGAUGGAUGUCGUUGCGGGACUUCUGUCACUGAGCAAAGGCGCGUGGCGAUGACAAGGCGGAUAGAAACUCGUGCAUGGUGAUUUUCAAUCGAGCUAUGUUUGUCGGUUCCAUGGGGGAAGAAAAGGACUUGCCUGGGAGUUUCUGGGAAUUUUUGGUUGUGCAUAAGGCGGAUUCUUCUUUGUAUCUCCCUUACUCUAACGGCCACGACGUCGUGGGCCGGGACUGGAGAGGUUGUAUAUACCCGGCCCAAGGCGCUCUGGAAUGUGAAGCUGAAAUGUCAUGACGAACUUAUACCAAAGC